AGGGAGAGAGAGAGAGAGAGAGAGAGAGAGAGAGAGAGAAGACGCCAUUAGAGAGAGACAUCGAAGAAUCAGAGCAGAUCUAGUUUUUGUAGGUGACGAACUCACAACUCUGCUAUUUCUUCACUACAUUGAUUCUCUAUUCCUCGCCGCCGAUCAAAAUGGCUGGUCGUCACGAGAAGGAGAAGGGGGUAAAUGUUCAGGUUCUUCUACGAUGCAGGCCUUUUAGCGAUGAAGAACUAAGAAGUAACGCACCGCAAGUCGUCACUUGCAAUGACUUUUCUAGAGAGGUGACGGUGUCUCAAAAUAUUGCCGGAAAGCAUUUUGAUAGGGUUUUUACUUUCGAUAAGGUUUUCGGUCCUUCUGCUAAGCAGAGAGACCUUUACGAGCAAGCAGUAGUUCCCAUAGUCAAUGAAGUGUUAGAAGGCUUCAAUUGUACAAUUUUUGCGUAUGGCCAAACUGGUACAGGGAAAACCUACACAAUGGAAGGGGAAUGCAAAAGAUCAAAGCAGAGUGGUCCAAAUGGAGAGUUGCCUCCGGAAGCAGGAGUUAUACCUAGAACCGUGAAGCAGAUUUUUGACACUCUAGAGGGCCAGUGUGCAGAGUACAGCGUGAAGGUUACUUUCUUGGAGUUGUACAAUGAGGAGAUUACGGAUUUACUUGCUCCAGAGGAGAUUACAAAAGUUGCUUUGGAGGAGAAGCAGAAAAAGCAACUACCCUUAAUGGAGGAUGGCAAAGGGGGUGUUCUUGUGAGAGGUCUAGAGGAGGAAAUUGUUACUAGUGCCAGUGAAAUUUUUACCUUACUUGAACGAGGAUCGGCAAAACGUCGCACUGCAGAAACAUUGUUAAAUAAGCAAUCAAGUCGGUCACAUUCUCUCUUUUCCAUAACAAUACACAUUAAGGAAGCAACACCAGAAGGUGAAGAACUGAUUAAAUGUGGCAAGCUGAAUUUGGUGGAUCUGGCUGGAUCAGAAAACAUAUCUCGUUCUGGUGCCCGAGAGGGUCGUGCUAGAGAAGCCGGGGAGAUCAAUAAAAGUUUAUUAACAUUGGGGCGAGUGAUCAAUGCUCUAGUAGAGCAUCUUGGGCAUAUCCCAUAUAGGGAUAGCAAGCUCACACGGUUGCUCAGAGAUUCACUUGGAGGAAGAACCAAGACUUGCAUAAUUGCCACAGUGUCUCCAGCUGUUCAUUGUCUUGAAGAAACAUUGAGUACGCUAGAUUAUGCCCACAGGGCCAAAAAUAUUAAGAAUAAGCCAGAGGUAAAUCAAAAAAUGAUGAAAUCUACCCUUAUCAAGGAUCUCUAUGGUGAAAUUGACCGUUUGAAGGCAGAGGUUUAUGCCGCUCGUGAAAAGAAUGGUGUUUAUAUCCCAAAGGAACGAUACCAACAAGAGGAGAGUGAGAGAAAGGCAAUGGCCGACCAGAUUGAGCAAAUGGGAGUGACAAUUGAAACUUAUCAGAAGCAAUUAGAGGAAUUACAAGACAAAAAUAAUAUUCAAGCAGCACAUUGCUCGGAUUUGAGCAAAAAACUUGAUUCUACGGAGAAAACUCUAUGUCAAACGCAAAAGUUGCUUAUGAACGCUGAGGAAGAGUUGAAGAAAUGUAAUUAUUUUUUGAAGGAAAAAGAUUUUAUUAUUUCUGAGCAGAGAAAAGCAGAGAAUGCUUUGGCUCAUCAAGCAUGCGUUCUUCGCUCGGAUCUGGAGAAGGCUCUUCAAGAUAAUGCUUCAUUGUUUAUGAAAAUUGGUAGAGAGGAUAAGCUAAAUACAGAGAAUCGAGCAGUAGUUGAUAAUUAUCAAAUUGAGCUUGCACAACAAAUUGGCUCUGUUUGCAAUAUGGUUUCGACGUCCUUGUCUCGACAGAAUGAACAUCUUCAAUGUGUUGAAAAGAUAUGUCAUUCUUUUCUCGGCAAACAUGAAAAGGCAAUUAUGGACAUGAAGAAAAAAUUGUCUUCAUCCAGGACGUUAUAUGUCUCCCAUAUUGAGGCAUUGCAAAAUGUUGUUCGCUUGCACAAAGCCAACUCAAAUGCCACUUUAGAAGAUAUUACCGUUUUGGCUUCUUCUAGUGCCAGCUCUAUUGAAGAAUUUCUGACAGCAGAGGCUCGUGAAGCAUCUACGACACUGGACAAUCUUCAGAGUACCCUUUCAACUCAUCAGAAAGAAAUGGCUCUGUUUGCAAGGGAAUUGCGACAGAGGUUCCAUGUUACUAUUGAUCAAACGAAGAGUAUUUCUGAAUAUAUUGAAGAAUUCCUCACUAAGCUGACCGAAGAAUCAAAGAGACUGGGAAAUCAUGCAGCAGAGGCUGAAGAGAUCCAGAUGAAAAGCAUUGCAGAAUUCCAAAAAGUUUAUGAGGAGCAAUCAAGAUCUGAUGCGGAGAAACUUAUAGCUGAUAUGACCAAUUUGGUGUCUUGUCACAUUCGUCGUCAAAAAGAACUGGUGGAUGCAAGGCUCACUGGUCUUCAAGAAACUGCCAGUGUAAACAAGACGUUUUUGGAUGGAUAUAUUUUCUCAAUGGAAGGUAUGGCUACAGAUGCAAAGCGCAAAUGGCAGGUGUUUGCUACACAAACUGAGAAUGAGACAAGAGACAGUGCUGACUUUUCUGCUGCUAAACAUUGUCGGAUGGAAGCACUUCUGCAGCAGUGUGUAAGUACUACAGAAUCGGCUCUCAAGCAGUGGAACAGAACACAAGAGUCUUUGAAUGACAUGGGAAGUAAACAUGUUUCAGAUGUGGUCUCAGUUGUGAGAGGUGCUUGUGAUAGUAAUGAGCAACAUGAUGCUGAGAUCACUUCUGAGCGAUCUGCAGCUGAGCAAGACAUGAUGGCGAACAUUGAAGAUACUCUCCAACAAGUUGAUGGCUUUUCUGAACAAGAGCGUGGUUCUAUCUCUGGUAUAUUAGAUACUGUCAAAACUCAUACAGAUACAAUUGAGGCUUUCCGGGAUGGUCACUCUUGCCAAGUUUCUGCCAUUGAAGAAAAGGCGAAAGAUACAUUUCGGCAGCAGUACUCGGACUAUGAGCCAACUGGUAGCACCCCARCACGAUGUGAACCAGACGUUCCGAGCAAGAGUACGAUCGAGUCGCUCCGUGCCAUGCCAAUGGAAGCUCUUGUUGAGGAAUUCCGGGAAAACCAUUCUUGUGAAUCAUUGAGUAAUGGAAAGGAACUGAAACCAUCACUUAUACCGCGAGCACCGCUUUUGGAGCGCAACUGAUCGGCAAUGUGGUAUGGUAGAAGAAUCAAAAUCUGCUGGGAAGUUGAGUAUUUGUAACUGUAUUUCUACUGUAAACUGUUAUUUGUUGUUACUACUAGAAAGAAAAUUUACUACAGGGCUGGAUGAUGCAGAAGAAGAGGGUGGGUGGGGAGGAGGAAAUACACAGUAAAAAAGUGUGGUGGAGGGUUAAGAAUUAAUAAAUCUCGUCUUGAGAUUUACCAAGGAAAUGGGGCUCUGUUAUUGGAAUGAAUGAAUGAAUGUAUAUUAAGGCAAAAUGUCCUCCAUUUAAAUCUUUAUUUUUCAGAAAUACAAGAUUGUUGUAGUUUAGGGGAAGAUUCUUUGAUCAAAAUAGUGUUUUUUUUGCCUA
Messenger RNA from Momordica charantia (bitter melon), 3561 nucleotides. Its product is annotated as P-loop containing nucleoside triphosphate hydrolases superfamily protein. Lineage: Eukaryota; Viridiplantae; Streptophyta; Magnoliopsida; Cucurbitales; Cucurbitaceae. Gene Ontology annotation, cellular component: spindle microtubule; mitotic spindle. Gene Ontology annotation, biological process: spindle elongation; mitotic spindle assembly; microtubule-based movement. Gene Ontology annotation, molecular function: ATP binding; microtubule binding; plus-end-directed microtubule motor activity. The record is from RefSeq and is a predicted model, not a curated record.